AUGGGCCUUGCUUCCCAAAGCAAUCAAGCGACGAUGGCAACACCCGCGAUCCGCCAUACGCCGACCUCGUCGCGAAAGCGCAAGCUCGCCACCGAGGCUGCCGCCACCCCAGCUUAUCCCACUCCGCGAUCCUCGUUUCCAACCCCGGGAUCUUCCUUUGAGACCGCCAUCUGCCUCGACUCCGACGACGAGCAAGAUCCUUGCCAUGACACGACCGACCAGCAAGUCGAUGACGCGUACUUUGUGGUUGACGAGCCUGCGCAGCCCAGCUCCGUCAAGAGGGCAAAACGCAACCGCGGCGAUAGCAACCGCGAGAAGCGCCUCCGACAGACACGCAAGCAACCCCCUCAAUCGUUCUACGAAAUCUUCAAGCGCGCGACAACCCAGAGAUUCUACGUCCUGAGCCGAACGCGUUGCGGUACCCAAGAUUGCCCCGAGGAGAUGGUCGAGAUGGCUGGAUCCACUGGCAACAUCUACUACGUCUGUAUCGCCAAGCAGCCCUCGUGCGAUUGUCCGCACGCUCGGAAGGGUGCUCAGUGCAAACACUUGCUUUAUCGCGCGUCCCCGCGGCCCCCAAAACUCCAGGUCAUGUCCCGCGUCCUCCGUGCCAAGUUCGACUACGUCUACCAGCUCGCUCUCUUGAGCUCGGAGCUCCGCGACAUCUUCGCCAAUGCUCCACCCAUCGCCGCCGAGCACACUGACGCCUUCGCCGACGAAGCCGACCCUUCCACCACAGAGAACAGUGGAGGGCACCGCAAGCCGCUCGAUGAUGACUGCCCCAUUUGUUUCAACGAGCUUGUCGGCGCCGAAAGAGAAACUCUAGUCUGGUGCCGCGCCGCCUGCGGGCAAAAUAUGCACAAGGAGUGCCUCGAGAUGUGGGCUGCCACCAAGCGCAAGUCGAGUACGGGCAUCGCUGGCAGCGAGGUCACCUGCCCGCUGUGCCGCAGCGUGUGGCAGGGCGACGACGAGAUUGUCAAGAAGAUCAACCGGACGGGCCACGUCAAUUCGGAGGGCUAUGUCAACGUGGCCGACCAGCUGGGCAUCAGCGCGAGACGAGAUACAAGCACGUACUCAAGAUGGUGGUCCGGUUCUGACAAUCCACGGGGGUGGGGUGGCGGUCGACGUGGCUACUACGCAAACGUCCGCGGCCAUUGGGACGAUGGCGAUUGGUAG
Molecule: messenger RNA, 1173 nt
Organism: Thyridium curvatum
Lineage: Eukaryota; Fungi; Ascomycota; Sordariomycetes; Thyridiales; Thyridiaceae
Exons: 5
Coding region: 1-1173 (390 amino acids)
Molecular function (GO): ubiquitin protein ligase activity; zinc ion binding
Source: RefSeq, a predicted model, not a curated record